This is a messenger RNA of Ictalurus punctatus (channel catfish), 3420 nucleotides long. Its product is annotated as E3 SUMO-protein ligase CBX4. The record is from RefSeq and is a predicted model, not a curated record. Lineage: Eukaryota; Metazoa; Chordata; Actinopteri; Siluriformes; Ictaluridae. The transcript has 5 exons. Gene Ontology annotation, biological process: negative regulation of DNA-templated transcription. Bases 259 to 1536 code for a protein of 425 amino acids.
AAGGGGGAGGUGGUAUCUCUCGUGACGUCACGGCCAUGGCUAUUUUGCGCCGUGUGUUUUUCUGCAUUUCAUUUCCAGAUACUUCGCACCGGAUGAAGCGGAGGAUAAAGAAUUCCCUCAUGUUUACACUUCUAUGGAUUAUAUAAAACACGCUUGCACGCUGAGACACCGCUUCCGUGCUUUUAAUAUAGGCUAGAUACACAGAUAUAUAUUUUUGUUAUUUUUAUUAUUAUUAUUAUUCUUUUUUUUGCAAUAAAAAUGGAGCUCCCUGCGGCGGGAGAGCAAGUGUUCGCCGUGGAGAGCAUCGAGAAGAAACGCAUCCGAAAGGGAAGGUUUGAGUACCUGGUCAAGUGGAGAGGCUGGUCACCAAAGUACAACACGUGGGAGCCGGAGGAAAACAUCCUCGACCCGCGCCUGCUCGUAGCGUUCCAACACAGGGAGCGCGAGGAGCAGCUGAUGGGUUACCGCAAGAGAGGCCCAAAACCAAAACACUUUCUCACCCAGGUUCCAUCAUUCGCUCUGAGAUCCAGUGUUCUUUCUGACCUCCACGAUGCAUCUCAGGAGAAUGGGGUCCAUCUCAAAACGUCCGUUGAUCCGACACUGAUGCGGCAGUGCCAGCUGCAGAGCAGGAGGCAGCACCCGUACCAGAGCUUGGACAAUGUCCUUAUCAACGGGAAGAACGACCAGAAACAGUACUACCAGCUCAACAGCAGAAAGCACCACCAGUACCAACCAGACCCCAAACUGUAUCAGCAGGUACAGGCACAGGAACCGGAUUCAGGACGUCACAGCGACACAAAGGCCGUCAGCAUGGAGCUCGAGAAGGUUCUGGAUGGUGGGAAGGAAGAAUCGACGCUCAGUAAGGAGAGCACCAGACCAGUUAAAGGAAUAAACAGCAAACUGAAAAUUGUAGAGAACAAGAACAAAAAUGGAAGAAUCGUCAUCGUGAUGAGUAAGUACCUCGAGAAUGGGAAAGAGGCGGAUGGAGGGGUGAAGCAGGACGAGCCGUCAGAGAGGGGAACCAAUCACGCAAACGGCACUGAGACGAACGGGCUUGAAAAUGGCCACCACAAGGACGACAGAAACGGGCAAGUCCACCGCGCUGUUAUUGAAGAAUUCCAGAAUGUUGAAACAUCACAGUUGAUGAAAAAAUCCGGUCCGAUAUCUUCUGAAAACGGCAUCCAUAAGCGGCGUCACUCGGAACAUUCCAGCAUCCGACGGGACGCUAAGAGCUUCCUGGACUGUCGGAGCAUUAGUGCACCAAACGCAAGCUCAAGUCAGGGUCGGUCUGAACUCUCAGACGCGUGUCAGGACGAGCCGAUGGAUCUGAGCUUCACAGGUUCUCGAGGACAGAGGAACACCAUCAAGGACUGUCGGACAAACGGACACUCGAACCCGACUGAGAGAGAGACCACGCCUUCUACACGGGAACCUGAACGUGCUCCGAGCUUCACGCCUUUUCUCGGGAAUAUAAUAAUCACGGAUGUCACGACGAACUGCCUCACGGUGACUUUCAAGGAAUACGUACCUGUCUAGAAAUAACAGACUUAAAAAAGUCAUAAUUAUUAACUCGAAACUACUGAUUUUGUCACUUUGAAAAUUUGUGUGCAUAUAAAUAAGCUUUUUUUUCCAGAAUGAUCUCAUUUGAACAUGCAAGUUAUUACUCGACAUUCACAAUGCCAAUAUUGUUAUAUAAAUAGGCGUUAUUUUUUGAAAAAUUUUUUGUCGAAGCUGCUUUGUUAAUGUUUAGCGCCAAUACACGCUUGCUCGCUCUCUCUCUCUCUCUCUCUCUCUCUCUCUCUCUCUCUCUCUCUCUCUCUCUCUCUCUCUCUCUUUCAGCCAAUCACAGGACUUUAUAAUCACAUUGACCACUGAAGAUGGAAAGGAGGCAGGGCUUAACGCACUUUCCGUUCAAUAAGUCGCAGGAAUUUCCUGACUAUUAGAUUUGCUGACUAUUAUAUCCACCUGCUGCUAUUACUCAAUCAAUCUUUUUAACGUAAUGUGUAAUUAAUAAGGGUGUAACGAUACGGCGUGUCAUAUCAUUUUGUUCGGUACAAUUCUCAUGAUUCUAUUUGUCUUUGUAUCGAACAAUACAUUCAACACUCUGCGUACUAAAGUUAAUCAAGCCCAGUAGUAACUUAUCUCGAAUAAAGUGUUAAAAAAAAAACACUUUCCUUAAUCACACUGCUUUUCACCAGCUAAUACGCUAGCAUGCUGACAUACUAACAUUAAUACUAGUGUAUCUACACCAACAUCCUGUAAACGAAACACACACACUCUUCGCUGCUUUUCUCGGCUGAUUCAGUCCUGGUUUAGGCAGAGACUGAUAAUUUCAUAGCUGCAGAUAUGAGACCCUACACGCAUUCAAAAACACGUUUGUCCUACAGAGAGCUGUAUAACUUCAGACACGUACCCUUGAGGGUCACACCAGCAGGAUUGCCAAGUGUGUGGUUUUUAAAUGAAGCCAGUUAAGGAAAAGCGACUCCUUUUUCCACUUCCUAAACUUUUCAGACCUGUUUCAGGUGUUUGAGAUGUCCAUAAUUUAUGUACAACUAAUGGUUAAUUAGCCAUGUAUAGCCAUGUUUGUUCCAUUCUAAUGCAUGCUGCUAAGAGCUGCUAAGAGUCUGAACAGAUCACACAAACACUGUGUCCUUCUAAUUUUGUUUCACUUAUUGUACUUUUAUGAUGUUGUUUUGUAAUCAGUUGAAAGUGGAAACCUAAGGCACGUUUUUUUUGUUGUUGUUGUAUGGAAAAUGUAUUGUACGGAGUGUUGCACCACUGAAUUGUGGUAUCGAAUUUGUAAUUUGCAUAUCGUUACACCCUUCAUAAUUCCUCACCAUGUGGAAAUGAACCUGGAUAAAACCAAGCGACUCUAAAACGCACCAAAAUAUUUUAUCGUGAUUUCUUUUUGACAUUGCCUAGAAACUUAACUUUAAUUUUUUAUGCUACUGUUCAGUCUGCGUUAUUCAUGUGCCGAUAUGAAAUAUCUUUCUACUUUUUUGUCUCGUUAUUUAUUGAUUUCAGAUAUAAUGAGGAUAGCGUACCUAAAACGAUUAUUGUGUGUGUGUGUACAACACGGGAUAACAUUUAAUUAAUUAAUUAAAUAUGGCAGCAUCCGAUGACGUGUUCAGAAGGUACUGAAAUUGAACAAAUUUUAACAGAAAAUGCAAAAAACAUUAUUGAAUUUUGGAAUGUGCCUAAUUAGAAAAAACUCCCAUUUUGAUUUUUUUUCACUCUGCUUGUUUCCGUUGUAUUUUCAUUUGUCUUAUAUAUAUGUAUAUGUGUUUUAAGCACUUAUGUGUGUAAACCUAAACAUUUUAAAUGUUCCAUCUUGCCAUCUGAAUGUUCUGUAAAGUUGCUUUUACACACCAGGUGUUCCAGACUACUAUCUCAGAUCAUUAAAAGCUUAUUUUUGUGUGA